AAAAGACUUUAAUUCAAUCAUUAAACAGCAAAUCAAGCUAAAAAAUGACCAUGCAAUUCUCUCAACAUAUACCCAAAUGGAAUCCCUCAACAUAGUCCCUGAUACCUCCAUUUUGCCACUUAUUAUCAAGGCGUGUACGCGCCUAAACGCCGUGGAGAGAGGCAAGAGAUUGCAUGAUUGUAUCCGGGGUACAGAUUUGAUAAAAAACGUGCGUGUUGGGACGGCACUGGUUGAUUUUUAUGGCAAAUUAGGGUUUCUAGAGGAUGCGCAGAAUGUGUUUGAUGAAAUAUGUGAGAGAGAUUUGGUUUCAUGGAAUGCGAUGGUAAAUGGGUGUGUGGAGUGUGGGUGUUAUGAGGAAGCAAUUUUGCUGGUUUUCCGGAUGCAAAUGGAGGGUUUGAGGCCUAAUUCGCGCACUGUGGUAGCGUUGCUUGUUGCUUGUCAAGAGGGGUUAAAUUUGAGGUUAGGGAAGGCGGUUCAUGGUUUUUGUUUGAGGAAUGGACUUUUUGAAGCUUAUCCUCAUGUCGGUACUGCUUUAAUGAGGUUUUAUUUGGGUCUUGAUGUGAGGGUUUCACGACUCGUGUUCGAUUUGAUGGAUGUUAAGAAUAUUGUGAGCUGGAAUGCUAUGAUCAAUGGGUAUCUUGAUAAUGGGGAUUGCUUUAAAGCUUUGAAACUUUUUGAAAGGAUGGUCAUGGAUGGGGUUGAGUCUGAUUCCGUUACAAUAAUGGUUGUUAUUCAGGCUUGUGCAGAAUUUCAAUAUCUUGAAUUGGGCAUGCAAGUCCAUGCUAUGGCUAUUAAGUUUGGGUUUAAAAAUGAUUUGUUCAUAGUGAAUGCACUGAUCAAUAUGUAUAGUGAGAUUGGAUAUUUGGAAUUUUCAUGUAAAUUAUUUGAUACCAUCCCAACCCCUGACAAUGCUUUGUGGAAUUCUAUGAUAUCUGCAUACAUCGAAUACGGGUAUUACGAGGAAGCUAUUAGUCUCUUUAUUAGAAUGCAAAAAGAAGGCAUUAUAGAAGACGAAAGAACCAUUGUUAUUAUGCUCUCUUUAUGUGCAGAGUUGACUGGUUGCUUGAAAGAGGGUAAGAACUUACAUGCUCUUGCAGUCAAGAGUAGAAUGAGCUUAGACACUUCUAUGGGAAAUGCGUUGCUUGGUAUGUAUUCUAAGCAAAAUUGUAUCGAAUCAGUCAAGAAGGUUUACUGUGAGAUGAGUAAUGUAGAUGUUGUCUCAUAUAACACUUUGAUUUUUGCAUUGGCCCGUAACUAUUUAAGAGAUGAAGCAUGGGAAGUCUUCGGGGCAAUGCGAGAGUCUGAAAUCAAACCUAACUCUUACACCAUUAUAUCUAUUCUUGCUUCUUGUGAAAAUGAAACUUGUCUUAAUAUUGGGAGAUCACUCCAUGGUUUUGUGAUAAAAUAUGGCAUUGAAAUAAACCAGUCAUUAAACACUGCACUCACUGAUAUGUAUUUGAAUUGUGGAGAUGAAGCAGCAGCAAGGAAUCUAUUUGAUGGAUUUCCAGAUAGGGAUUUAAUCGCAUGGAAUGCUUUGAUUGCGAGUUAUAUUAAAAAUAACGAUGCUAACAAAGCUGUGUUACUCUUUAACCAGAUGGUAUCUGAAGUGGAACCAAACUCAGUCACAAUCAUAAAUGUUCUCUCGUCAUGUACCCAUCUUGCCAAUCUACCUCAUGGUCAAUCUUUGCAUGCAUAUGUAACACGGCGAGAGUCCUUUCUGGGUUUCGAUUUGUCUCUUGCAAAUGCUCUUAUGACAAUGUAUGCAAGAUGUGGUAGUCUGAAAAAUGCCGAAAAGAUCUUUAAAACCCUACCGAGGAGAAAUAUCAUUUCAUGGAAUGCCAUCAUAACUGGCUAUGGUAUGCAUGGCCGUGGGUACGAUGCUGUUCUUUCCUUCCUACAAAUGUUAGAAGUUGGUUUCCAACCAAAUGGAGUAACAUUCAUAGCUCUUCUGUCUGCUUGUAGCCAUUCUGGUUUGAUAGAAAAAGGGUUAGAGAUUUUUCACUCCAUGGUUCGGGAUUACAACAUCAUUCCUGAGCUUGCUCACUAUGGUUGUGUCGUUGACCUGCUUGGUCGUGGGGGCUGCUUAGAUGAAGCUAAAGAGUUCAUCAAAAUGAUGCCUAUUGAACCAGAUGCAUCGGUAUGGAGAGCUCUACUUAGUGCUAGUCGGCUUCAUAUUGACACCGAAGAAGCUAGAGCCAUUUUUGAGAAACUUGUCGAAUUAGAACCAACGAAUGCAGGGAACUAUGUCUUAACAUCCAAUAUUUAUGCUGCAGCUGGUCUUUGGUCAGAAGUCAGACAGAUAAGAACAAGGCUCAGGGACAAGGGUCUUAAAAAGCCUCCAGGAAUUAGUUGGAUUGUCGUUAGAAAUCAGAUUCACUCUUUUACUGCUGGAAGUAGAUUGCAUCCGAUGUCUGACAAUAUCUAUGAAACUUUGAGUUCAUUGUUAUCCUCAAUUAAAGAAGUCGGAUACGUACCUGAUUUUCGCUCUGUAUUGCAUAAUGAAGAGGAUUAGCUUAUCAUUCAGCGGCAAUUCAGCUCUGUUGAGAACCUCGUUUUUGGAGAUUGGACUGAACACCAUGAGGUUGGGACCUCAUCAUGAUCUUUCAGAAUGAAAACCUUGCAAGACUGGAAGUUCAGACAUAUGUUUGGAAGGACCACAAACCUUCAACCUGGAACAUUAGGGAAGAAGUGGCAACCACUGAAUCCAGGACUUGCAGCAAUAGAACGCCGUUACAAUUCUCAUAUUUUCGACAUCUAUAGAAUAAUUUAUGAAAGUUCAGUAAAAUAAUACUGCAUUGUACAUAUUUAUCCUGUUUUGUCACGGAUACAACAAGAACUAGAUGAACCUUUUUGGAUCCAAAAUAAUCAUCACAAGUCUAAGCUGUAUGAAGACAUGAAGAUGGGUCAGUUCUUCCGUUUGCUCAGCUAAUAAAGAAUCCAAGGUUAGAAGAAGAGCGUCGUGAAGAAUCCAACCCCAGAAAGAUUCAUUCUCAAGUCAAAGAUGCAACAUAUAACCGAAAUAGACGCUGACGAUCCUGAUACAAUUAGAGCAGUUGGAAGACUCAGCUGCAUUAUAGGUUUUUUGCAGGUAAAUUUCCUGUUUUAGUUGAAUUUAACUAUUCAAACAUUGCAAAAGAUGAAAAGU
Pistacia vera is the source of this 3145-nucleotide messenger RNA. RefSeq names its product pentatricopeptide repeat-containing protein At5g27110-like. NCBI's taxonomy places the organism in Eukaryota, Viridiplantae, Streptophyta, Magnoliopsida, Sapindales, Anacardiaceae. The transcript has 2 exons. Gene Ontology annotation, molecular function: RNA binding; protein binding. Gene Ontology annotation, biological process: RNA modification. The record is from RefSeq and is a predicted model, not a curated record. Gene Ontology annotation, cellular component: intracellular membrane-bounded organelle. Bases 77 to 2512 code for a protein of 811 amino acids.